AAUGGAAGGAGACUAACAGACAACAACACGUUAAACGUAUACAACUAUUAUCAGCUUGGGGUGGAUAUUAAGGUUGGUAUUACAGCAAGUGAUGGUGACGAGUACAACAAACACUCCCAGCACACUGUAGUUGUUAUUAUCAGCGGGUCAGCACACUCCAUCCCGUCCAUAAGGUAAAUGUCUGCAUCGAGACACUAAUGGAGCACCAACCUUCAGAAGCUGUACUUCACCAAGCACUGUAGUGGGCCUUAUACGUCACGGGCCUCUACUUCCAAGGGCACGACAAGGCAUACAAUGAGUGUUCGCCGAAGUAGAGAUGACUAUGAGGACUUUCAGGACAGAGGAACAGAGGAAUCGGCUCCUCCCCAAUCACCUCCUCCUCCUAACAAUCUUGACCCGGGGGCGCACAUUGAGAUGUCAGCUGCUGUGUCAGGGGUCGUGCCUGAUGACACCUUUACUGUCGACCAAGCUGUCAAUGCCCUGGGCUUUGGAAAAUUUCAAGUGAAGUUGUCCCUCAUCACUGGCCUGUGUUGGAUGGCAGACUCGAUGGAAAUGAUGAUCCUGGCUAUCCUUGGGCCAGCACUGCACUGUGACUGGCACUUGUCAGAGUGGCGGCAAGCAUUCCUCACCACUGCUGUCUUUAUUGGUAUGAUGCUGAGCUCUGCCUUUUGGGGCCAUCUGUCAGACAAGUAUGGGAGAAAGCGAUCUCUGAGACUGGCAGCGGUGAUGCUCGCCUACUGGGGUCUUUUGAGUGCCUUUGCACCAACCUAUAGCUGGAUAGUGCUUCUGCGGGGCCUCGUGGGAUUUGCAAUUGGCUGUGUCCCUCAGUCUGUGACACUGUAUGCUGAGUUUCUUCCUGCACAUCAAAGAGGAAAAUGUGUUGUUCUCCUUGAUUGUUUCUGGGCAGUGGGAGCAUGUGCUGAGGUGAUCCUGGCGCUGUGGGUCAUGCCGCACCUUGGUUGGAAUGGACUCUUGGCUCUCUCCAUAAUUCCACUGGUGCUCUUUGUCAUUGUUUGCGAGUGGCUCCCUGAGAGUGCUCGGUUUGAUGCUACAUCUGGAGACUCUGAGAAGGCGCUAGCAACUCUGCAGAAGAUUGCUGAUGAAAAUGGCAAGCCAAUGUUGCUUGGCCGCCUAAUUGUAGAUGAUGUGGCACAGAUGAAUCGUGGCCGCAUCAGGGAUCUGCUAGUGCAGGAUCUGAAGUGGACCACCCUGCUUCUCUGGUUCAUCUGGGCCUCAUGUGCUUUCUGCUACUAUGGCGUUGUCCUAAUGACUACAGAACUCUUUGAAGCACCAGAAGGCAGCCUAUGUACCUUAUCUGGCGCAGAUGAAUCCUUCACUUGCACAGCAAACUGCAGACCUCUCAGCUCCCAAGACUACCUGGACCUACUCUUGACCACUUUGGCAGAGUUCCCAGGUAUUUUGUUCACUAUUGUGGUUAUUGAGCGUCUGGGCAGGAAGACAACCAUGGCUUUUGAAUUUGUGGUGUUUGUUGUUUCUAUAAUUUUUCUCUUCAUCUGCACUUCCAGUCGUGGAUGGCUGACUUACAUCCUGUUCGUGGCACGUGGAAUCAUCUCGGGUGUCUUCCAGGCAGCCUACGUCUACACCCCAGAGGUAUAUCCCACGUCCCUACGAGCGGUAGGUGUUGGCACGUGCUCUGGAAUGGCUCGCUUUGGUGCCAUGCUCACCCCUGUUGUGGCGCAGGUCCUCACUCGCACCUCCAUUCACUUGGCUACAGCAACAUAUGGUAUUGUGGCAAUUCUGGCCAUUGCUGCAGCCCUCAUGCUGCCCAUCGAAACACGUGGUCGAGCCAUGGCCUAGUGUCAUGGCCAGUGAUGGUACAUGUUCGGUCUUGUAUAACAUAUGUACAUAUGUGUAUCCAUCUAUAUACCUGGCUGGCAUCCUCCUUAUUGGGGAGUGGGUAGCCAAAGCAAGAUAUCUACAUAGUGCAUUGUUUCAUCUUUGGAAUAAGAACACACAGGAAGGGUUCCCAAGCUUCUCCUUGAAGUCAUCUUUCAUUCAGUAUGGUGCAAAUAUUUUUCCAGUUUAUGUGAAAAAUAAGAAAUAUUGAUUUUGAUACCUAUGAACACAUGUGGAAGGCAGAAGAGGCAAUGGUAGUGAAAGGAUAAGAAGCACAAAUGAUGGCAGAGGAGGUAGGCUGGUGAAGAUGUUAAAGCAUCUCCAACCGUGAAUUCCUCCAUAGUGUAUGCUCACAACUUUGUUUUAAGUGUUUACUUGUAUUUAACAGUUGCAUACAUAUUAUUAUAUUAUAACUUACAGACUCAUACGUAUCAUCUGAAUCUGUGAGUUUCAUAUGGUCUUUUGUGGAAGUUGAAGGCUACAUAUUUCAUAAAAAUGGAACCUUGUCCUGGAAAAAGAAAACCAUCUUUCCUUUUCAUAUGCAAUUAUCUUGUGUGAAUUUAGCACUUAACUUGAAUACUUGAUGCAUAUUCUUUUCAUGAACUACUUUUCAUCAAAGCUUUGUCUCUUUCUCUUUCAUAAUCACAUUCUGGUUGAAAGUCUGUGCUGGAGUCAAGUCAGAAUGCUCCAAGGCAGUCAUCGGCUUUAUGCAAUUUGCCCAUAAAACUUUUGAGAUAAUUUUAUGUUUGUACAUGUUUCAGUUAACUAUAAAAUUUCCUUCCAUGUUUCUUAGCUUUGAAGAAGCCUCACAGCAUCCAGCUUUAAGUGUGUUCAAGAUUGUAUUGUGAGCUCAGUAAAUAUUUGGAUGACAGUUCAUUACCUCUACAACAAAAGUUUAUAACUUAAGAACUGUUGUAUUCUAGAUUAAUAUGUAAACUAAGAUGCUUUAUUUAAAUUUUUUUAUACAUAAUAUAUUUAUUGUUGGCCAA
Messenger RNA from Scylla paramamosain (green mud crab), 2846 nucleotides. Its product is annotated as synaptic vesicle 2-related protein-like. Gene Ontology annotation, cellular component: membrane. The transcript is spliced from 13 exons. The record is from RefSeq and is a predicted model, not a curated record. Gene Ontology annotation, biological process: transmembrane transport. Gene Ontology annotation, molecular function: transmembrane transporter activity. NCBI's taxonomy places the organism in Eukaryota, Metazoa, Arthropoda, Malacostraca, Decapoda, Portunidae. The coding region runs from base 295 to 1818 and encodes 507 amino acids.